Balaenoptera ricei (Rice's whale) is the source of this 1958-nucleotide messenger RNA. It is a transcript of the gene SARS1, whose product is annotated as seryl-tRNA synthetase 1. The transcript is spliced from 11 exons. Gene Ontology annotation, cellular component: cytosol. Lineage: Eukaryota; Metazoa; Chordata; Mammalia; Artiodactyla; Balaenopteridae. The coding region runs from base 114 to 1658 and encodes 514 amino acids. The record is from RefSeq and is a predicted model, not a curated record. Gene Ontology annotation, molecular function: serine-tRNA ligase activity; tRNA binding; ATP binding. Gene Ontology annotation, biological process: seryl-tRNA aminoacylation.
UAGCGCCUGCGCGGGAAGGGCGGGGUCAGCGCGCCGAUGCAGUGCGGCAGUCACAGGGCGGCCGCUGUGGGACGAACCUCCUCUCUCUUAGUGUUGGCCCUGGAGAAGGAACGAUGGUGCUGGAUCUGGAUUUGUUUCGGGUGGAUAAAGGAGGGGACCCAGCCCUCAUCCGAGAGUCGCAGGAGAAGCGCUUCAAGGACCCGGGACUGGUGGACCAGCUGGUGAAGGCAGACAGCGAGUGGCGACGAUGCAGAUUUCAGGCAGACAACUUGAACAAGCUGAAGAACCUAUGCAGCAAGACAAUUGGAGAGAAAAUGAAGAAAAAAGAGCCAAUGGGAAAUGAUGAGUCCAUUCCGGAAGAUGUAUUAAAUCUCGAUGAGCUCACUGCAGACACUUUAACUAACCUGAAAGUCUCACAAAUCAAAAAAGUCCGACUCCUCAUCGACGAAGCCAUCCUGAAGUGUGAUGCAGAGCGGAUAAAGCUGGAAGCAGAGCGAUUUGAGAACCUUCGCGAGAUUGGUAACCUUCUGCACCCCUCUGUGCCCAUCAGCAAUGAUGAGGAUGCCGACAACAAAGUAGAGAGGAUUUGGGGUGAUUGUACCGUCAGGAAGAAGUACUCUCACGUGGACCUGGUGGUGAUGGUAGAUGGCUUUGAAGGCGAAAAGGGGGCUGUGGUGGCUGGGAGUCGAGGGUACUUCCUGAAGGGGGUCCUGGUGUUCCUGGAACAGGCACUCAUCCAGUAUGCUCUUCGCACUUUGGGAAGUCGGGGCUACACUCCCAUUUAUACCCCCUUCUUCAUGAGGAAGGAGGUCAUGCAGGAAGUGGCACAGCUCAGCCAGUUUGAUGAAGAACUUUAUAAGGUGAUUGGCAAAGGCACUGAAAAGUCUGAUGACAGCACCUAUGAGGAAAAAUAUCUGAUUGCCACCUCCGAACAGCCCAUUGCUGCUCUCCACCGGGACGAGUGGCUUCGGCCAGAGGAUUUGCCAAUCAAGUAUGCCGGCCUGUCCACCUGCUUUCGCCAGGAGGUGGGCUCCCACGGCCGUGACACCCGUGGCAUCUUUCGAGUCCAUCAGUUUGAGAAGAUUGAACAGUUUGUCUACUCAUCGCCACAUGACAACAAGUCCUGGGAGAUGUUUGAGGAGAUGAUCACUACCGCAGAGGAGUUCUACCAGUCUCUGGGGAUCCCUUACCAUAUCGUGAAUAUUGUCUCAGGUUCUUUGAAUCACGCUGCCAGUAAGAAGCUUGACCUGGAGGCCUGGUUUCCGGGCUCAGGAGCCUUCCGUGAGUUAGUCUCCUGUUCUAACUGCACAGACUAUCAGGCUCGCCGGCUCCGAAUCCGAUACGGGCAAACCAAGAAGAUGAUGGACAAGGUGGAGUUUGUCCACAUGCUCAAUGCCACGAUGUGCGCCACAACUCGCACCAUCUGUGCCAUCCUAGAGAACUACCAGACAGAGAAGGGCAUCCUCGUGCCUGAGAAAUUGAAGGAAUUCAUGCCACCAGAUCUCCAGGAACUGAUCCCCUUUGUGAAGCCUGCACCCAUUGACCAGGAGCCAUCGAAGAAGCAGAAGAAGCAGCAUGAGGGCAGCAAAAAGAAAGGGGCAGCGAGAGAUGUUGCCCUGGAAAGCCAGCUGCAGAAUAUGGAGGUCACUGAUUCCUGAACAUUCCUUUCUUCCACUUUACCAGGCAUCCAUUUCAAUUAGCUGCAAUCUCAGAGCCUGCCCGCAGGCAGGGAAGCCAAGCACGCACCCAUCGCCCACCCCGUGUGACUGCUUUACCAAAAGGGGAACCAUCUGCCCUAUACAAUGCAGUGUUCCUCUUUUCUCGCUUGGGCAUAGGAUCUAAUCACCAAUGACUGAUGAAACCGUGUAAUAAAGCAUCUCUGAGGGAGGCCAGGGCUCUUCCUCAGGCUUCUGCCCAGGGCUUGAACCCUGUCUCUGACAGUUCUCCCUGGAACCGUA